This is a messenger RNA of Paramecium sonneborni, 2558 nucleotides long. The record is from the annotation of a GenBank genome assembly. NCBI's taxonomy places the organism in Eukaryota, Ciliophora, Oligohymenophorea, Peniculida, Parameciidae.
AUGAUUUAGAUUCAAAAUUCUAAAUUCUUGAAGAAUAUGAAUAAGGCAAUGAAAUAACAAGAUUAAAUUAGAAAUAUUGCAAUAUCUGGUUUCUUUGAUAAUGGAUAGAAAUACUUAUUCAAUAAUUUAAUUUAAAAAUGGGGAAUAUAAGUCAACAAAGAUUAAGUGAUUGCUGAUAAUGAAUAAGAAUUUGGAGAGGAAUUUGAAUCUGAAUGUAAUAUUAAAAAUUUAUAUUAUAAAAAUAAAACCAAUAACAAAGGAGAAGAAGAAGGUUAUCUGAUAAAUUUAAUGAAAUCUUAAAAUAAAUAUUUUAAAUAGACAGAAAAUUUAUCAAGAUUAUCAGAUGGAGUUAUUAUUAUAAUUAAUUUUGGAAAUGAAUAAAAUCAUGAAAUAGAAACAAUGAUAAGAACUUUUUUGAAAGAAUAAAAUCAUAUAGUGUUUUUUCUAAAUAAAAUUGACAAAGCAUUUUUAAAAUAAAAUCUAAAUGGAGAAUAAAUUUUUUAAAAUUUAAAUAGUGUUAUUGAAAGAUUAACUUCAAUUAUAUAAUUAUAUGGAUAAGAUAGAAUAUUAAGUCCUGCUAAUGGUUAGAUAAUAUUUGGAUCUGCAAAAUAAUAAUGGGGUUUUUCUUGUUUGUAGUUUGCAUAAUUUUAUGAAAAGAAAUUUAGUAUAGAACAUAAAAGAUUAGCAGAAAAAUUAUGGGGUGAUCAUUAUUUUGAUCCAUAAAUAAAAUAAUGGAGUGAUCAAAAUAUAUCUAAAGAUAAUUAAUAAUUAAAGAGAGCAUUUGUUGCCUUUAUUUUAGAUCCAAUAAUGAAAUUAGCAUAAGCAAUAAUGAAUAGUUAAAAAGAUGUUGUUUAUUAAAUGAUAGAGAGAAUUGGAAUUUAAUUAAGUGAUGAUAUUAAAGAAUAAGAAGGUAAAUAAUUAUUAAAAUCAAUUUUUAAUAUAUGGAUUAAUUUAGCAGAUACAAUUAUGUAAUCAUGUAUAAUGCAUAUACCUUCUCCAAGGAUUGCUUAAAAUUAAAAGGCUGCAUAUCUUUGUAAAUAAUAUAAAGAUGAAAAAUUUAAUGAAUCAAUUAAAGAUUGCAAUCCUAAUGGGCCUUUAGUUAUUUAAAUUUGCUAAAUGAUUUCACAUAAAUAAGAAAUUAUAUCGAUUGGAAGAGUAUUUUCUGGAACAAUACAUACAGGGUAAAAGAUAAGAAUUUUUGGAGCUCGAUACAAAUUUUUGUUGGUGAAAUAUAUAGAGUAUGAAUAAAUGGAAGAAUAACAAAAUUAAUAAAUAGAAUAGACAUUUUAAUCAAUAGGUUAGACAUUUUGUUUUCCUAGAGGAGAACCUACCUUUAUAGAAUAAGUACCUUCUGGAAAUAUAGUUGGAAUAAAAGGAAUUGAUUAAUUCUUAAAAGGAACUUGUACAAUAUCAGAUAUUUAGAGUUCUAUUUAAAUGGCACCUAUAAUAUAUUAAUAUGAUUAUUAAGUUAAGAUUACAAUAGCACCUAUAAAUCCAGAAAAUUUGAAUAUUGUUCUUGAAGCUAUUAAAUAAUUAACAAAGUUGCAUCCCUCAAUCACUAUAGAAUUAGAUCCAUGUUUAAUUUUAAUAGGAAAUUCUUAUUACCAUUUACAAUAUUUUAUAGAAUAAUUAACUAACAUAUAUUUAAAAAAUGUUGAAAUUAGAAAAUCUAAUUACUUUACAAAUUACAGAGAGACUAUUACAGAUAUAUCAAAUUAAAAUGAAAUUAAGACUCCAAAUAAACAUAAUAUAUUAGGAGGAUAAGCAAUUCCAUUAAAUGAUAAUUUAGUUAAUUAAAUUGAACUUGAUAAUCAAUUAUCUAUUAAAUCCUUAAAUAAAAAUACAAAUAAUUGGUUUCAGGAUGAAAAAUUAAAAAUUAUUGCUUUUGGUCCAAAUAAAAGAGGUCCUAAUAUUCUUGUAAAUAAAUCAAAUCCUGAGGAUUGUUUUCGGCUUAAUGAAAUUGAAGAACAUUUGAAUGAAACUUGGUAAUGGUAUACCAGAGAAGGAGUACUUUGUGAAGAAUAAGUUAGAGGAAUACAAUUCAAUAUAUUAAAAUUUUAAUCUCACGCUGAUAAUAUUCAUAGAGGACCAGGUCAAAUUAUACCUACAGCAAGAAAAUUAUUUUAUGGAUGUUAAUUAUAAGCUAAACCAAGAUUAUAGGAACCUGUAUUUCUAGUUGAAAUUUAUUCAAAUAAAUCAGUCUUAGAUUAAGUUUACAAAUGUUUAAAUAAUUCAAAAGGAAUUGUUAUAGAGGAAAAGAGUUUUCCUGAAACAUUCUCUUAAAAAGUACAUUAUUUAUAUAAUUUAGAUUAAAGCACAUGUAAAAGGUCCUAACAUAUUUUAAUUUAAUGAUUCAUUAACUCUAAUGACUUAAAAUAAAGCAUACAGUUCAAGUUCAUUAGAUCAUUGGUCUCUUCUUAAUGGGGAUCCAUUAUAAAUUGGUUCUGAAGUAUAUAUAUAUAAUUAUUUUAGGCUAAUCAAAUAAUGUAAGACAUUAGAGCAAAGAAAUGUUUACCUCUACAAAUUCCAUAAUAUUUAUGAUUGAUUAAUUAAUUCAG